Molecule: messenger RNA, 447 nt
Organism: Cooperia oncophora
Lineage: Eukaryota; Metazoa; Nematoda; Chromadorea; Rhabditida; Trichostrongylidae
Source: the annotation of a GenBank genome assembly
AUGCUAUUCGCUCUCGCAGGACUGUGCCUACUCGUAAUGAACGUCGGCGCCGAAUUUCGAUGCCUCUCCUUCCAUCCACUGUACCCAAUUUUCAAGGAGUUUCAUCGAAGAAAUCCUAACCUGGAAUGGAGCCGUGAACUCGCGAGUUUCGCUUGUGACGAAGUAAAAUAUAAUGAGCCUCAUUCCGUGAAACAUAAGCUCCUGGUUGAGAGUAACUUCAAUGGUAAGCCAAACGCGUUCGCUGUGCGCAGGACUCUUACCAAGGCAACGAACGAACAGAAAGAGCAAAUUCGUACACUUUCUGGAGCCACACAGUAUGGAUGUGACGCCUGGAAUGAAGGGGAAUACGAUGAAAGUUAUAUUCGUACACUUUCUGGAGCCACACAGUACGGAUGUGACGCCUGGAAUGAAGGGAAGACGAUGAAAGUCAUGUGCCUUUAUGACUGA